UUUCUCAACAAAAUUCGUUCAUUUCUGACGCAAAGCCGUGAUUCUUGAAGCUUCGUUUCAAUGGCGACUGAAGAGAAGCGAGCGAUGAUAGUCGGAAUCGAUGACAGUGCGCACAGUCUCUACGCUCUCGAGUGGACCUUAGACCAUCUCCUCGUUCCAAUCUCUCCGGUUAACUCUCCGUUCAAGCUCAUCGUUGUUCACGCCAAACCUUUGGCUUCCUCCGCCGUCAGUCUCGCCGGACCUGGAGCGGCUGACGUUCUGCCCUAUGUGGAUUCGGAUUUGAAGAAGAUUGCUGCGCGAGUUAUCGAGAAAGCGAAGGAGAUUUGCAUCGCUAGAUCGGUGCAUGAUGUUGUGUUGGAAGUGAUGGAAGGAGAUGCCAGGAAUGUACUUUGUGAGGCUGUAGAAAAGCACCAUGCUUCUAUGCUGGUUGUUGGAAGCCACGGCUAUGGAGCUAUAAAGAGGGCUGUGUUAGGCAGUGUUAGUGAUUAUUGUGCUCAUCAUGCUCACUGCACCGUGAUGAUUGUAAAGAAGCCUAAAACCAAGCACUAGAGAUCUCAUUUAAUUUGUGCUCCUUUUCUCGAGUGAUAGUGGGAUCCCGAAUGAUAUGGUAGAUUGGGAGAAUCCUACAACAUUAUACAUCAUCGAAUAAAAUGAAGGUCUGGUAUUGAUGAUGCGAAUUGUGAAUGCCUAAAGCUCUGCUCUGUUAUAAUAAAGCUUCCUUUAUGUGUGAUCUGAGAGUGGUUUGAGUUGUGGAAAUUUUUAAAGUCCUCUGUUCUGCUCUGUCUUGAGUAGGUUAUGUGAACUUGUACUGAAAUCUUUUAAAGUUAAUUUGGUUGACCAAUACCAUGCCUUCAAUUUCUUUUGCCA
Benincasa hispida (wax gourd) is the source of this 867-nucleotide messenger RNA. RefSeq names its product universal stress protein PHOS34-like. Lineage: Eukaryota; Viridiplantae; Streptophyta; Magnoliopsida; Cucurbitales; Cucurbitaceae. The record is from RefSeq and is a predicted model, not a curated record.